Messenger RNA from Aspergillus chevalieri, 1623 nucleotides. It is a transcript of the gene PFA3, whose product is annotated as DHHC family palmitoyltransferase. The transcript is spliced from 2 exons. Bases 1 to 1623 code for a protein of 540 amino acids. Lineage: Eukaryota; Fungi; Ascomycota; Eurotiomycetes; Eurotiales; Aspergillaceae. The record is from RefSeq and is a predicted model, not a curated record. Gene Ontology annotation, molecular function: palmitoyltransferase activity.
AUGGCGACAUUAGCCGGGUCUCCGCCAUCGUCCCCUUCGUUGCCCAAACGCCGUCCUAAAGCCUGGGCGCUGCGAUGUGAACGGUACUGCUGUGCGGCGCUGUCAUCGUUCCCAUUGGCGUUUGUGUAUAGCUUGACAACAUGGGCGGUUUAUGUCGAGGCAAGUAUUGGGUUUAGGCCGUCGUCGAAUCGGUGGAUUGGCGCGCCGACUUCGCUUCUCGGGAUCCUCCUCUACAUCUGCCUUAACGCAUCGUAUUCAGUUGCCGUUUUCACGAACCCCGGAUCGACCCUGACGAAUAAUUCUCGCGGACGACAUGAAUAUAGUGCCUUGCCUGUUACCGAGCUCCCCGAGUAUACGGCGUACACGGUUAGUUCGACGGGCUCAUCGCGAUUCUGCAAGAAAUGCCAGACCCCGAAGCCGGAUCGCGCACAUCACUGCUCUACGUGCAAGCGGUGCGUUUUGAAGAUGGACCACCAUUGUCCGUGGUUGGCGACUUGUGUUGGGUUGUAUAAUUACAAGGCGUUUCUGCUGUUUUUGAUUUAUACAUCGUUGUUCUGUUGGGUGGAUUUCGCGGUUGCGGUGGCGUGGACUUGGUCGGAGGUUUUUGGGGAUACGCAGAAUAUGGAGGCUAUCUUGCCGGUGAAUGUGAUUUUGCUGGCGAUUCUGGGUGGUGUUAUUGGGCUUGUGUUGACGGGGUUUACGGGGUGGCAUAUUAGUUUGGCGGUCCGGGGUAUGACGACUAUUGAGUGUCUGGAAAAGACGCGGUAUGUGUCUCCUCUGCGAAAGGCACUGGAUCGUCAUCGGUACGAGCAUGUACUAGGUGCUAGUCCGAAUCAUCAUAGCCAUGAGUCUGGACUUGGCCCUGAGGGUCUUGGUCAUCGUCUACAAGAUUACGGGCACCAGAUCCUCGAUGCGCACGCGAAUGCGAUUCCGGGCGUAACCCGGCCGGAGGAGGGAGAGGAACAAACGCCAGACCCGUCGAUCUAUUCCGGAUCUACUGGGGUUCCGAUGGACAACCUCUCACCUGCGCAACAGGCUCUAACCCGUUCCUACGCCGACCUUGAACGACAGCGUGAAAACGAUCGCUACCAGGAGUACCUGAACGAAGAGGACAGCGAGAAAGUACCAAGAGCAUUCGACCUAGGCUGGCGGCGAAACCUCCUCCAUCUCUUCGGUGACCGGCCUCUUCUUUGGCCCGUACCAGUAUGCAACACCACCGGCGAUGGCUGGCACUGGGAACCAAGCCCCAAAUUCCUCGAAGCCCGCGACCGCAUCCGCCAGCAGCGCGAACAAGACCAGGUUGAGCAGCAAAAAUACCAACGGGAUCUGUAUCUGCGGAACAUGAACAAUAGCCAGGGGUGGCUGGGUAGAAGUGGAACAAUGCCAGAAGAGCCUGAACGGCCUGCUACGGGUGUCUCGAUGAAGACGCUGGCUCCUAUGUCACCGCGCCCGAGACCGGGGGACAGCGACUAUGAAGAUGACGUUGAGGAGGAGGACCAUCAUCUGCUGAAUCGGGAUAGCAAUAAUGUACCUGGUGGUGGUGGUGCCAGGCGGCCGAAAACAGCGCCGAAACGAUAUCGGCAGAGUAAUAGUGCGUCUGACGAAUGGCGGGAUUGGGAUUGA